CAGGUUGAUCGGAGGCCAUGGGACGCAAGUAUCAAAAGCUGAAGAAAGAGACAAGCAGAAAGCAAAAGCCACCCAACACAACUCUGAAACAUGCCAUGAGUGCCUUGUUGCCACAUUUCUGCAUCACAUUCCUGUGGAGCCAACCUGACGAAUUUAGACCUGCCAAGUUUUUCUUGGGAGCUGGACUUGGAUGUUUAUUUGCCGUGGCACUGUCCUACCUCUUGAUUUUUCCAAUGACCAUCACUGAAGACCGCAAGAUUGAGUUGAUGGGAGGCAUGGCAGGCGUAGCUGCCUUGGGCUGGGGGAUCUCCCCACACUUCCGUUGUGCCACCCUCUUGGUUGUUCCCAAGUUCCUGGGGAAAGAAGGACGGAUUUACAUUCUUACCUAUGUGCUGACGGCUAUCUAUGAUGGCCCUGUGGCAAACAUCCGGCACAACCUAGCUGAAGUGGUGAGCUCCAUCAGCUGCACUGUGGAGAUGCAGAUUGAUAAUGCCAAGCGCGCAUGGAAGGUCUCAACAGCCCCGCUGCGCAAGAUCCUCAAGGACAUGGUGAGGAGUGGGAAGACCCUGAAAUCUGAAACCCAAGAAGUUUCCAGCGCCUUCUCAAAGCUGAAUGACCAAGUGGCCAGCCAGGCAGGUUACGACAUGCGCUCUGUGAGGGAUGUGCUGCGGAAAGCCAACCCAUCCACACAGGAGGUGUACGAGGCAAAGACACGGAUGCGCUGCACUUCCAUAAUUGACCAAGCAAUCAAACGUUGCCAGACAUGGUUUGAAACCAAAUACCGGUCCUGCCUGCGUACCAUUGCUGUGCCUUUGGUCAGCCACCUGCUCUGCAUCCCCAUGAAGUUCAGCUUCCUCUGCCAGUUUGUCAAGAUCAUGUAUACUUGGUGCCGUGACAGGAUCCCUGUGGAAGGAAACUUUGGGCAGACCUAUGACCGGGUCAGCGGCUCUGUGGACAACUUAAACCAGGACUUCACAGCCACCUUAGCGAUCCAGGAAGAACAGCAGUCUAUGCUGGUUGGUGCCAACCUCACUGCCCACAAAUACCUGGUGGAUGAUGUCAAUGAAGAGCUGGCCCAGCACAGCAAGGGCGUUGGCACAGCCAUAUCCAUCUUUCGCGUCCUACUCUCCUGCACUUUUAUACUCAUCUUUGCUUCGGCUUUCUCCUAUACAAACAGUUACAACCAAGACAUCCGCUUUGACAAUCUGUAUAUAUCCCGAUAUUUCCGGCAGAUAGAUGCCCGGCGUCGGAAACAGAACAAACGCACGCUUCUGCCCUUGCGGCGCGCUGAGCAAAGUGGCGUCAUCGAUCCCCUCUAUCUCUCUUUCCAGUCGGCCGAGACCAAGGCUAUGAUGAGUGAGUUACUGGGCUGCAUGCCAGCUUUGGUUUUCCUGCUGAUCGCUGGUGCCCUCGACUUUCUCCUCUACACCAUCUUCAGCACCAUCCGGCACCAUUCCUUUGUAGAGUACUCUUUCCGCAGCAGUCACCACUUGGAGGUCAGAGUUGGUGGGAACACCAUGAUGGCACGACUCCUCCGGAGCACCAUCGGGGCCCUGAAUACUUCUUCGGAGAUGGUGAUGGAGGCCAACAACUUGCAGUGUUUACCGGAAGCACGUGGAAUGAGCCAACGCCAGUAUUUGAAGUGUGCCAUCCCGCUCUGUGCCCUGGUGCUGCUGUGUUUUGCACAAAUCUAUGCCUUCCGAAUCCGUCGUGUCAUUGCUGCUUUUUAUUUCCCCAAGCGAGAGAAGAAACGCACCCUUUUCCUCUAUAAUGAGAUGCUGCGGCAGCGCAUAGCCUUCAUCACGGUACAGCGGAAGCGCAUCAUCCUCCGCGUCCGUCAGCACAAAAGGCUGACUAAACCCCUCCUGGACCGAAUUGGCCACUGGUUCCCUUUCCUGAAACGCUUCCUCCGCCGGCGCUGCAUCCUCUGCAAUAUGCCUGAAUCCCGGAGGUCCCAACUCUGUCCGAAUCCAGAUUGUGGCACCCUCUACUGCCGACUCUGCUGGCAGGACAUGGGCCAGGUCUGUUUUGCCUGCAACCCUGACGCACUGCUUUCUGACGACAGCAGCAGUGAAGGGUCCAUGGGCUAUGCAGACUGAGGUGGCAUCCAGUGCACUGUGCCAGCUUUUGCUUGUUCUCUCCUUCCAUUAUUAAAAUAUUGUU
Molecule: messenger RNA, 2163 nt
Organism: Sceloporus undulatus (fence lizard)
Lineage: Eukaryota; Metazoa; Chordata; Lepidosauria; Squamata; Phrynosomatidae
Gene: DCST1
Product: DC-STAMP domain containing 1
Exons: 16
Coding region: 18-2099 (693 amino acids)
Cellular component (GO): membrane
Source: RefSeq, a predicted model, not a curated record